GCGGGGCUUCGCGGGGCGGGGGCGUGGCCAAGGCGGCCGCCAUUUUGUUGGCGUCAGCGUCGCGGCGAGGGGGGAGCGCGGGGCCGCGGCUGGGCGAAAUGGUGAAGCUUUUCAUUGGGAACCUUCCGCGCGAGGCGACGGAGCAGGAGAUCCGCUCGCUCUUCGAGCAGUACGGGAAGGUGCUGGAGUGCGACAUCAUCAAGAACUACGGCUUCGUCCACAUCGAGGACAAAACGGCGGCCGAAGACGCCAUCCGGAACCUCCACCACCACAAACUCCACGGCGUCUGCAUCAACGUGGAGGCGAGCAAGAACAAGAGCAAAGCCUCCACCAAGCUGCACGUGGGCAACAUCAGCCCGGCCUGCACCAACCUGGAGCUGCGGGCCAAGUUCGAGGAGUACGGCCCCGUCAUCGAGUGUGACAUCGUUAAGGAUUACGCCUUCGUCCACAUGGAGCGCGCCGAAGACGCCGUCGAGGCCAUCCGCGGGCUGGACAACACCGAGUUCCAAGGCAAGCGGAUGCGCGUGCAGUUGUCCACCAGCCGGCUCCGGACGGCGCCCGGGAUGGGAGACAAGAGCGGCUGCUACCGCUGCGGGAAGGAGGGGCACUGGUCUAAGGAGUGCCCGGUCGAUCGCCCGGGCCAAGUGGCGGACUUUGCCGAGGCCUAUAACGAGCAGUACGGCGCCGUGCGCACGCCCUACGCCACCGGCUACGGCGAUGCCGUCUAUUACGAUGAGGCCUACGGCGGGAUGGCCGACUACUACAAGCGCUACCGCGUCCGCUCCUACGCCACGGCCUCUGCGUACGACGCCUACGCGGAGCAGACCAUGGCCCAGUUCUCCCAGUAUGCCCAGUACUCCCAGGUCCAGUCCUCGGCCAUGGCCGCCACCACAGCCAUGGCCAGUCGCAUCCCCACCACCCUUGACGCGUACGAUCGAGCUCUGCUGCCGACCCCGGGCGCGGCGGCCGCCGUCGCCGCCGCCGCCACUGCCGCCGCGGCGGCCGCCUCCUCCUCCUAUUACACCCGAGAUCGAAGCCCCCUGCGCCGCACGGCCGCCGCGGCCACCACCGUCGGAGAGGCCUACACGUACGAGCGCGGGCAGCUCUCGCCAGUCUCCUCGGUUGCCCGCGCCUCGCUCUACGACAUGCAGCGGUUCGAGCGGGAUCCGUACGCGGAGCGAACGCGGUAUUCCGCCUUUUGAGCCCCACCGAGGUCCGGCGGCCUCGGAUGGAUCCCACGUGUCCCCCCCACCGCCUGCACCCCUCCUUUUUUUGUACGGAGUCGCCCCCAAACCCCUUCGGGCCUUCCUCGCCCCCCACCCCGCGGAUUGGGGUCCCCCCGGGGUUCCUCCCCCCUUUUCCCACCACAA
This is a messenger RNA of Cuculus canorus (common cuckoo), 1370 nucleotides long. RefSeq names its product RNA-binding protein 4B-like. Bases 99 to 1202 code for a protein of 367 amino acids. Gene Ontology annotation, biological process: mRNA splicing, via spliceosome. Lineage: Eukaryota; Metazoa; Chordata; Aves; Cuculiformes; Cuculidae. The transcript has 4 exons. Gene Ontology annotation, molecular function: mRNA binding; zinc ion binding. The record is from RefSeq and is a predicted model, not a curated record. Gene Ontology annotation, cellular component: cytosol; nuclear speck.